This is a messenger RNA of Fusarium sp. VM40, 927 nucleotides long. NCBI's taxonomy places the organism in Eukaryota, Fungi, Ascomycota, Sordariomycetes, Hypocreales, Nectriaceae. The record is from the annotation of a GenBank genome assembly.
AUGUAUACGCCUACAGUAUUCGUUAGUGGCGCUACCGGGUGCCAAGGAGGUGCCGUCGCUCGUUACCUCCGCUCCAAAGAUGUCCCUGUGCAAGCCCUCGCUCGAGACCCAGCCUCUGAGAAGGCCAAGGCCUUAGAGGCAAUUGGAGUCAAACUUACGCCCGGCGACUACGAUAACAAAGAAGCACUCAAAGAGGCCAUGGAAGGCUGUACGGCCCUUUUCCUUGUGCUUAUGCCUGAUUUCACAGACCUCACCGCCGAAAGGCGAUGGGCUACCGGCAUUUUCGACGCUGGCAAAGCAGCCGGUGUUAGGCAUGCCAUCUUCUCGAGCGGCUUCAGCGCUGGAGAUCCUGAUCAGUUGGGUGCCCUUGAGCCAGGAACUAUUCUGGGCACGAUUAUGCGCAACAAGCAUGGUAUUGAGAACCAGCUUCGGAAUGCAGAUUUCGAGUAUUGGACCAUCUUGCGCCCUGGGAACUUCAUGGCCAACUAUCUGGAACCGUUCGUCAGGAUGUAUCCCGGCCUCGUCGAAAAGGGUGUCUGGACGACUGCCCUUAUGCCCACAACUAUUCUGUCUAUGACUGAUACUGUCACGAUCGGCAAGUUCGGUGGCGAAGCUUUCCUGAACCCAGAGCGUUUCCACGAAAAGGAGAUCACAUACGCUGAUGAGUGGCUUGAGGUAGAGAUCGUUCUGCAGAAGCUCUCCAAAGCAGUGGGAAGGGGAUUGAAAGCCGAGUAUCUUUCUGAGGAGGAGAUUAAUGAUCAGAAGGUAACAAACCCCUUCAUUUCUGGACAGCUCUUGAUGCGAGAAAUGGCCAAGUUUGCAACCAAAGAGGAAGUCGAAGCAUGGGGAAUCCCGCUGAGCACGUUCGAUGCGUUCUUGGAACGGGAGAGCAAAGCUAUCAGGGAGACUUAUCGAAAGACCGAGUGA